Molecule: messenger RNA, 915 nt
Organism: Ruditapes philippinarum (Manila clam)
Lineage: Eukaryota; Metazoa; Mollusca; Bivalvia; Venerida; Veneridae
Product: pre-mRNA-splicing factor SPF27-like
Exons: 7
Coding region: 17-706 (229 amino acids)
Biological process (GO): mRNA processing
Cellular component (GO): Prp19 complex; catalytic step 2 spliceosome; precatalytic spliceosome
Source: RefSeq, a predicted model, not a curated record
UAGGCUAACCGAAAAGAUGCUAUUGUUAGUAAUUGUCAUGAAACAAUAUUAUAACGGGUGCACAACCAAAAUGGCUGGCGAAGUUGUAGUUGACGCGCUGCCUUAUUUUGAUCAGGGUUAUGACGAAACUGGAGUUCGUGACGCGGCUCUUGCCCUUGUUGAAGAGGAGACAAGAAGAUACAGACCUACAAAGAACUACCUAGAAUAUCUCCCUUCAGCUCAAUAUACACAAUUUGAGACUGAGAUAAUGAAGACCGAGUUUGAGAGGUUGCAGUCACGGUUACCUAUGGAUAUGAUGAACAUGAAACGUUACGAGUUGCCACAGCCCGCGGCCGGAAAAAUGACCGAUGUCUCCGCAUGGAAUGAAUGUGUAGAAAAUUCACAAGCACAGUUAGAACACCAAGCUUUAAGAAUAUUAAAUUUGGAUUUGUUACAAGAAUAUGGAGGUAAUGCAUGGAAGAGUUAUAAUGAAACAUUGGUGAAAAUGAUGGAACAAGCACAAAAACAAUUAGCAGAGCUCAAGAAAAAGAUUCAGGAGAUCAACUGGCAGAGAAAAAAUGAGCAAACAGAGGCUGGUUCUAAAUUAAAAGAUUUAGAAAACAGUUGGGUAGGCCUUGUGAGUAAAAAUUACGAGAUUGAGAGAGCCUGUGUCGAGAUGGAGAAGGAAUUAGCAGAACUUGAAAAACAGAAAAAGACAAAAAGAUGAAAAUUUCUUCAGAUAUUCUUACAGGAUAAUGUUUAAUGGCUGGGGAAAAAAAGAAUCUGACCAACUUCUGCAUAUGAUGUAAACAGUGAUAGAUACAUAAAAGUUUCAGUGUUGAACAAUUAUGGUGUGGACUAAUUUCCAAGUUAAACAUUCAUUACAUAUGUUUGAUUAUGACAGAUAGAAUUGCUUUGCACUGAUUUGAAUACAUU